Molecule: messenger RNA, 916 nt
Organism: Solea senegalensis (Senegalese sole)
Lineage: Eukaryota; Metazoa; Chordata; Actinopteri; Pleuronectiformes; Soleidae
Gene: efcab1
Product: EF-hand calcium binding domain 1
Exons: 6
Coding region: 229-900 (223 amino acids)
Molecular function (GO): calcium ion binding
Source: RefSeq, a predicted model, not a curated record
UCGCUGGUGUAGGGUGAUGGUACAAUUUGGUUUCUGGAGUCACAUUUAAGUGAUUAAAAAUGGAUGUUUCCUGGUGGCCAUGUGAGUGAAUGUCUGUGCAAUACACUAAAAAACCUGAAAACUAACUUCACCGUGGCCACGCAGCGGUUCUCUGAUCGAUGAACGCAAACGCGGUUGCCAUAGCGACGGCAUGUCAACAUUGCUCUCAUCCAGUCCGAUGUGCUUACGAUGUCAGACAUGUCGUCUUUGAACAGAAAGUUAAUCCAGACUCUGGCAGAAACCAUUUCCAAACAAGUGGAUCACUUUAAUAAAACAGAGGUUGAGUGUCUUAUCCGAGAGUUCAACGUGCUCCUGGGUGAGUGUGCUGCCUCAGGGAGAGCAGUGAAUGGACUGGACAAAGAAAAGUUCAGGAGCAUCCUCCACAACAACUUUGGGAUGACUGAUGACAUGAUCAUGGACCUAGCACCGCUGCUCGUCGAUCCUACAGUCUUCAGGACAUUUGACAGAGACAACGACAGCUUUGUGAGUUUGAAAGAGUGGAUCGAAGGACUGUCUGUUUUCCUCCGAGGGACCAUGGAUGAAAAAAUAAAAUACUGCUUUCAGGUGUACGACUUGAAUAGUGACAACUACAUUUCAAGGGAGGAAAUGUUCCACCUGCUGAAGAACAGCCUCAUCAGGCAACCCACUGAGGAAGACCCAGAUGAGGGGAUCAAAGAUCUGGUGGAGAUCACGCUCAAGAGGAUGGACCAUGACCAUGAUGGCAGACUGUCUUUCAGUGACUUUGAAAAGGCAGUGAAAGAGGAGAACCUAUUACUUGAAGCUUUUGGAACCUGUCUCCCCGACAUAAUGAGUACUGAGGCAUUUGAGCAGCAUGUAUUUCAGGAACAACUGGUACUAUGAAAAAAAGGUGUAUUUU